UUGGCCACCCUGCCCAAGAGGGCUCUGGUUCCUCUGCAAACACUCGGUCAGCCGUCUCUGUCCCCGUCAUCCAUCCAGCUCGGCGCACCGGCACAACGCGCGCUGCAGUAUUACAGAGUGAAUACGGCGAAGCAACUGUCUGGCUAUUUUGACGACGACUUCUGGACAACGUCGGUGCUCCAGGUCGGAGACCGAGACCAGUGCGUCAGUUACGCCUUGGUCGCCCUCGCCUCGCUCCACGAACACUUUAACGCCGAGGCGAUCGGGGCCGCCCAUCUGAUGGCCAAAGACCCCGAAGCCGCAUGCCGCCUCGCGGGGCCGGAUAUGUGUUCUGUCCCUAUGCGGCAUGCCCUGUCCUACUACACCGAGGCGGUCCGUCGCCUCCACACGCAAAUCUCCACCUGCGCCGGCGGCCAGAUCGAGACGACGUUGCUCUGCUGUCUCCUCCUCGCCGCCUUUGAGCUGCUACGAGGCUACCACAAGGAAUCCCAGGUUCAUCUCCACGGCAGCGCAGGUCUCCUCCAAGCGUGGCAGGAUCAAAACGCCGGCCGCGGCGGAUCCAUUUGGUCACCGCGGGGCUACUUCAUCCGCGAGAAGCUGGGCCCCUUGUUCUGUCGCAUGGCGUUGCAGGCCAGUCUGUUUGGCCACGCACAGCCGGCGCCCUCGUCGUCGAACCACGGGGACGACGGUGCCGCGUUGGCGGGCUUCAUCAGUGAUACCCACGACAGCAAGAAAAGGACCACUUACGACGACGCCGGAGUGCGCAUCGCCAGUUCAGCAGAGGCUCGCGACACGCUGUAUCAGCUAAUCUGGCACAUGCACCUGUUGCCCGAGGGCCAACACCAUCUCAAGGGCACCCGAACAAAGCGGGCGAGGGCUAAAGGCCAGGAUAACUUCAUCAGAGGUCUACAUCAGUGGCAAGACACUCUCUUCAAGUACCUAGAGCGGCAGCAGUCCUCCAGUAGCGUGAGCUCUACUAUGCUGAAGCUGCUUUACACAGCGGCGCGCGUCAUUAUUCCCACCUUUACCUUAUACGACCAGAUGGUCUUUGACAGCUUUGCAACGCAGUUCCGCGAGAUGACGGACCUGGCCGAGGCCUUGCUGUUCCCGUCCUCGCCCGAGCCUCCGCCGCCGGCGGGCCAUGAAGUCUCGUGCUUUUUCUCCCUGGAUAUGGGCGUACUGCAUCUGCUGUACCACGUCGUCAUCCGGUGCCGCGUGUGGUCCACGCGACACCGGGCGCUCGCGUUGCUUCGGCGCGCCCAGGCUCGGCGCGAGGGCGUAUGGGACGGCGCGGCGACGGCGCUGGUGGCCGGACGCGUCGUCGCCCUCGAGGAGCAGGCGGCGCGGCGGCAUAGCGCGCAAAUCGCGGCUGACGGAGACGGAGACGGCGGCGGCGGCAGCUCCUGCAUACCGGCGUCGGCGCGCGUGUGUUCGGUCAGGACUGACGUCGAUCUGGAAAACCGCACGGUUGUGCUGCGCUGUGGGUGGCAGCGGGACACGUGGUGCAGUGAGGAGCUGUUGACAUGGUGA
Molecule: messenger RNA, 1530 nt
Organism: Colletotrichum karsti
Lineage: Eukaryota; Fungi; Ascomycota; Sordariomycetes; Glomerellales; Glomerellaceae
Exons: 1
Source: RefSeq, a predicted model, not a curated record